This is a messenger RNA of Protopterus annectens (West African lungfish), 2737 nucleotides long. It is a transcript of the gene CMSS1, whose product is annotated as cms1 ribosomal small subunit homolog. Bases 197 to 964 code for a protein of 255 amino acids. The record is from RefSeq and is a predicted model, not a curated record. The transcript has 10 exons. Lineage: Eukaryota; Metazoa; Chordata; Ceratodontiformes; Protopteridae. Gene Ontology annotation, cellular component: nucleus; 90S preribosome.
GGGCAGAUGGUCUUGUCAGAAAGCUGACCUAGCUGAUGCAUGUCACCGUCUUUACUGAGAUGUAACUGGACAGCUCUGAAGUGAUUGAGGAAGAAUGUGCUUGUCAUCCGGGCCUUAGGAGAGAUGUGUAUGUGCACAGGGUGCAUCUCAUACUGAUGAGGAUAAUAUUGUUCGAGACAAGAAAAAAGUGAAAAGUAUGUUAAAGCAGGCCAGCUCAAGAAAAAGGAGUCCACAAGUGGUAGAUGAACAGGCUCCUAAACUGAAGAAAAAAAAGCAGCCAACAGAAUGUUUUCUUGCCAAAAGUGAGGAAGAAGCUGGCAGUGGUGAAGGCCCAAAGAAACAGAAGCGGAGAAGGAAGAAGAAAAUUUCAGAUAUUGCUGAAUCUGGACCAGGAACUCCUGAUGAUCUGCGGAAGAUGAUACAGAAGUGCUUAAAAUCCAAGCGUUUGGCAAUUGAAAUGGAAGAAUGCAGUUUGCCAGAUUCCUGUUUUCUGCCAGUAAAUGACCUCACACACACCCUGGCAUCAUACCUCAAAGAAAGCUGUCCCAAAUGGGCUAAGCUGUGUAAGAAUCACAGUGAAAGGAACAGCCUUCUAAUGCUGAUAGUCUGUGGCUCAGCUCAUCGUGUCUUGGAACUCAUCAGGCUUCUUACAUCAUUCAAGGGAAACUGCAGAAUAUUGAAACUGUUUGCAAAGCAUAUAAAGGUAGAAGAGCAAGUAAAAUGGCUAAGGAAUGGUAUCAACCAUCUUGGUAUAGGGACACCUGGAAGAAUAAAAACUCUGAUAGAGCAAGAUGCAAUCAGCCUUGACUCACUAAAGUAUGUGAUUUUUGACUGGAACUGGAGAGAUCAGAAGUUGAGAAGAAUGAUGGAUAUUCCAGAGAUUCAACAGGAUACUAUCACACUGCUGGAAAGUGGCAUCAUAGCUGCUUGCAGGGCUGGAUCCUUGAAGCUAGGACUGUUUUAAUGAAAGACAAAGUGCUGCAGAUGUAUUAAUGGAUUCCCCAUCCUCUGCUUUUGGAGCAAACAUAUACAGGGUUUUACUGCAUGCUGUUUUAUAUUUGUUGUACUGAUCGUCUUAUGUGCUGUUGUAACCAAAUGUCACAAUUCUGAACCCAUUUGCUGUGCCUAUAAAGACUAAUUUGUUACAUGGUGUAGCAUUAUGUAAUAAAAAACUGUAGUCUUUUAUACAUUCAACAUGUUUGUUUUAGGUGUCUGUUGGGAAUGCCUGUGUCUAAAUGUUGGCUGUAUUCAGAAAGAACGUGUAUGUGCUUCAUUGAUCAGAGUUACAUGUGUGUUUGUGUGUGUAAGUGUACGAAAAUUUGUGUACUGACUGAUGAAGGCCGCUUUUAUUAAAAUAUACUGUAAAUGACUGACACCCUUUUUUGUUGCUGAUAGUCAUCAUUAGAAAUAAUGGACAAUGCCACAAUCAGAUGUGUACCAUUUUUUUUUGUAGGUAACCAGCUGCACAGGUAAAUGCAUCAAGGAAAAUAUAAUCAAACAUUUUUGCUGUAUUAGGUGUAAGGUGCUACUGUUAAAGGUACUGUAGUUAUUCUUUUAUAAUGGUACAACAUGAAAUCACUUUUUUCUUUCAGUAACAUCUACAUAUAUAACAUAUGGUGAUCAAAACAGAAAAUGUUUUAAAAUCUGAAAUUUGUGCCAUUUACUGACUCAGGCAUCCACUUUAAUAAAGCAAGCUGAUUGCUACACAGAAACAUUUUUCCCAUUUUACCCAAAAUGGUAAUUGUAGCUUGUGUUCUUUUAUCUAGUUGUAUGCUUAAAAUCAUAAUUAAAUAUAUUAAUCAGAAUACCAGCUGCUUGGCAAAAGGGAUAAAACCCUGAAUGUGACCUAGGUGACUUGGAAUCAUCUAACAACCUAGGCGCUGGAGGAGCCAAGGUUUGUGGGCAACACUGGCUCACCAUAUUAGGCUGAUUGAAAGAGUUUGCUGCAUUACAAGUCUGACACCAGUGGUGAUCUGGUGUUCUAGCAAUUACUGUGGAAGUGCCAGUAGCAAGCACUAACAAAGCAACACGUUCAUGCCCCAUAGCAGAUACUUAGUAUUUAUAGCAGCCCACAUGCCAGAUGAGGCCUGAAUUGUGGGCCUUCAAAUCAUUUAGACUUGUUGCUGGGUAACUAUGUGUGGAACCACAGAAAACCUAAUAGGUGCUUGGAUGAUAGCCUCUCCUGAUGACAGAAGUCAAUGAGAUUAUGUAGGAAACCAGUUGUUGAUGGGCAUUUUGGAGAAAAGGCACCAAAAUAUAUGUAUUGAAUAGUGGCUUGUCUUAUAAGAGAUGUGUUACUUUGUAGCUCCUCUAGUAUCAGAACUUUUGUCUUAAUGGAAAUAUGUGUGGACUGCUCUGUGUUUGUGAUAUCAGCUGUCUUAAUGUCAACCCAGUCAUGUGCCUUUCAGCUAUACAUUUGAUGUUAACUUCAACACUGUGUUGUUUCAGUGUGAUACAUAAGUUUGAGUAACACAGAUAGUGGAAUGAGUUUAGGCAGUUUGAUUUAAUUUGCUCCUAUUUUCCAUUACGAUCAGUCAGUGUUAACAAUGAACUUAAAUAACUGUAAGAGGUAAGGAGAUUGCCCCUUACACACAAUGGUUGUGCACUCUCAUCUCAGAGUUAGUAUAUUUAAAGAAGUUUUUGUGUGUGUGUGGUGGUAGAGUGUUGCAUUUCCCCCUGCAAAAAUGUUUUUUUAUAUUAUCAAUAAAGCUGUUAUGGUUUGUCUUCUUUUAAAUUA